GAGACUCCACACAGGCUGUGACUACAGAGACGCACAGAGCUCUCAAGAAGGCUGUGACCAGGCAGGAUUAACUAACCCAAAAAACUACCCCACAUCACACCGAGGGGGGGAAAAGGAAUAUCUAGAGCCGGCACAAGUGGACGGAAUACAACUUAUUCAAAGUUUUUAUUUUAUUUUUUACUUUUAUUUUUUUGCUGAAGGUUUUGUCAUCAUGAGGAUUUUCCCCGUUGCGCUCCUGCUGGUUUACGCCUUGGUGGUGUCCAGACUGGCCUGUGGCGCUGCAGUCGACAAAUAUGAGAGCAAUAGGCAGGAGCCCACAUUUAUUAUCAACCUCAUGGACACAACCAGAGACAGGAGGGUAGAAGAGGAGAGCAGAAGCAGCGUGGCCACAACAGUGAAGUAUGGUCAGGAAGGUGAAGAAGAGGAGUACAACGAUGAAUAUUACUAUGAUGACGAGUAUGAGGAUGGCAUGUCUGGAGACAAUGAACUGGAAUUCCCACAAGUUGCCAUGUCAAGCAAACCCAAAGACCUAUCUUCCAUCCUGGAGGCUGAGAACACUGAUGGAAAAAGGAGAGGAAAGGGAAAAAAGAAGGGGAAAGGCAAGGGAAAGAAGAGGAACCCCUGCCUGAAGAAGUUCAAGGAUUUCUGCAUACAUGGCACCUGCCAGUACCUGAGGGACAUCCGUGCCCCAUCCUGUGUGUGCUACCAAGAUUACUCUGGUGAAAGGUGCGAGUUGUUCAUGUUACCUACGCAGUCUCAGGUGGGCUACAACAGAACUACAGCUCUGGCCGUGGUAGCAGUAGUGCUGUCAUCUGUUUGCCUCACAAUCAUAGGCCUUCUAUUAAUGCUCAGGUUUCACAAGCGGGGAGCAUACGAUGUGGAGAGCGAGGAGAAGGUCAAACUAGGGCUGACGUCUAACCACUGAAGAGAUAAAUAGAGGCAAAGAUGCAGAAAUUCUACCUCAAGCUAGGAAAAGAGGAGCGAAACGCAACAGGAAGUCCCAGAGGAAACAAGAAUGUAUAGAAAGAAGGGAGCAGAGUGCAUCUCCCUGCCAUUCUGUGAGAGGUCCAGAUGGCAAGAGGGCAGCCUUGCAUGUUCUCGGUGGCUGCAGAAGAAGAUAGCACAUCUGGAACUGGAAUACUAACGGACUCAGGAGAUGGACUGGAGAUGUGAUCAGCAUGAAGGAACUAGAAGUGCUUAGACUUUGUGCUGCUUUUUGACUGUGUGAAAGUUUCAAAUGGAACUGAAAUCUUUAGCAGCAAUGAGAGCUCAAUCUGGAUUUUUUUUUUUGUUCCAAGAGACAGCGUUUUAUAUUUUCCUGCACAAGGCCAUCAUCAUUUUUUUUCUUUUUUUUUUGUGUGUGUACAGUAAACCGUAUAUUUAUAGGUUUAAAUUAUUUAUUUAAGCUAACUGUAUUUAUGGAGAUUUUUAACCACCUUUUGCAGUUUUUAAAAUAUUGAUGUUACAGUUCUUUUUAUAUUUCUUAUUGGACAAUAUUUAUUUAUGAAACAGAACACAUUGCAGAUGCUCCUUGAGUUUAAUAUUUCAUAAAAAUGCAUAAGCAUCUGAUAUCUUUUGACUUUAAUUUAGGCACUCAGUAAAUGAUCAGUAGCACUGUGAUUAAUUAAUAAAUUGAUCAUUGAAUGGACAUAAUUUGUUUUGUUUUGUUUUAGGGUUUUUUCAGUGUAAUUAGAUUAGAGAAGUGCUUUGGAGCAAUACCUAGAAGUUUUAGAGUAUAACCAGUUGGACCUGGUUACCCAGAACAACCAGGUCCAACCAGUAGUAAUGGGUUCAAGGACCUUUGCUCGGAUCAGCUAGUAUAGAGGUUGGGCCGAGCCCUGCCCUUUCAUGUUCCCCACCCAACUUUAUCCUGCAGGCUCGGGGAUAUUAAGGCCACCAAAGGCUUUGUCUUCUGCUUCGGUUUUAUCCAGACAGAUCAACAUAGGUCAUUAUGAUUUGCUACGCUGGCUGUGAACAGAUCAAAGGCAAAAACAUCUGUAUUUCUAGGAAACUUUCAGUAGGGGAGUCAAACCAUUUAAUGCACUGUAGCAAGAAAUGAGUGUGAAUAAGUUGCAUAAUGUCUUACCAGAGGAGAAACUGUCAAGCUGUCAUAAAAGAAAAUGUGAAUUCAAAUGUUCAAACCUUUCAAAUCCUGUCCUGCAGUUUUGAAGUGAUUUUUUUUUGUUAGGUUUUUUUUCUAGAACAAAAUAAAUAGAGAUAAUCAGAUUUUUA
Melanotaenia boesemani (Boeseman's rainbowfish) is the source of this 2232-nucleotide messenger RNA. RefSeq names its product heparin-binding EGF-like growth factor a (gene hbegfa). The record is from RefSeq and is a predicted model, not a curated record. Gene Ontology annotation, biological process: positive regulation of cell population proliferation; epidermal growth factor receptor signaling pathway; positive regulation of mitotic nuclear division. Lineage: Eukaryota; Metazoa; Chordata; Actinopteri; Atheriniformes; Melanotaeniidae. Bases 212 to 925 code for a protein of 237 amino acids. The transcript has 6 exons.